Molecule: messenger RNA, 636 nt
Organism: Marchantia polymorpha subsp. ruderalis
Lineage: Eukaryota; Viridiplantae; Streptophyta; Marchantiopsida; Marchantiales; Marchantiaceae
Source: the annotation of a GenBank genome assembly
AUGAUCUCGGGUGGUGUAGUAUUAAAUCUCCAAUUCGAUGCUCAAGUGGCGAAUUGCACGGAUGGAAAGAAAGUCGAAAAGGAAGCAAGCGAGAGGGCUUUUGGCCGGAAGAGGAAGGAAGAGACAAAGCAGAGGAAAAGUGCAAAUGGAAAUGUGGGAGAGUGGCCGAAGAGCGAGAGAGAGACGUGCAUUGACGGAGCGCGAGAAGGCGCGAGGGAGCGCCACUUUGCGCGACGCGAGAGGGAGAGAGAAAGAAAGAAAGAAAGCGAGGGGCCGGCGGAGAAAGAGAAAGAGCCCGCGUUUGAAAUGUGCAUCCCGACGCUCCUCCGUGGCUCACGACGUGACGUGGGCGCGGUGGUCGCCUCCACGACCGAGCACUCAUUGGGUGCGACCUGCGUCGCCCGGCGCCCGUCGCGCGCCGGGGCCGGAGAGGCAGGCAGGCAGGCGUUGACAAGUAGCGAGCGGGGCCCGGCGGAAGGAGGAGGAGGAGGUGGGGAAGAAAGUGGCGAUGCGCUGAAGAAGAAGCGGCAGCGGCAGCAGCACAAGGAACGACGAGGACGACGACGAAGAAGGAGAAGGAGGAGGAGGAUCUGCAGCAGCAGACUCUGCGAGGGAGGAGACGAGAGAGAGGAGUGA